CGGCCAUGUUGGAGCGGCGGAGGCGGCGCAGAGGCGCGUCCUGGGUCCCCGCGGCGGCGCCGGUGCUGAGCGCUGGUUUGCGGACACCCAGGCAGAUCUGCAGUGCCUAAUGCCAUGAGCGUGGUGGUGCAGCAUGUGGAGGAGAAAGCUGUGCAUUCUUGGUCGCGCAUCUCCACGGCAGGGAAGAAGGCCCUGGAGGAAGCGCUGCUUGUCUUUAACCCCAUGAGCCAGGAUCUCAGUGCUACAGAGGCCCAGCUUGUAGCGUUCCUACAGGGAUUGCGGGAUGAUGGCUUCCAACCUACCGUCUUGCGCAGUGGUGAUGUCUAUGGCUACAGUUCAUGCACAGCUAAUCCCCCAAGCCAGACAAAGCUACAGGCUCGUGCCCCAACCCCAGCUGCAACAUCACCUCCAGCUCGUGCUCCCCGAACUGCCAUGCGGCUGCCCGCAGGCCGGGCCACGCUGCUUCCCAUGCCACUUUCCAGCAGGCUGGCCAAAGCAUCCACACCAACCCUCGCCAAGCAUGCUACUACCAACCUGCUGCUGAGUUCCCUAAAGCAGUCAAGUGCUAGCCGGGCCCGGGGUGCAGCAAUGGGCUUCCCUGCUCACCUCUAUCCAGGCGUUUACCCUGCCAUGCGGCUCUCUGUUGUCCUGGAGGCCCUGGUUCCACUCAAGACUCCCAUGCCCUGCUUGGGGGCCAAGCACAAGGCGCAGUCAUUGCAACUCUCACUUGCAGACUCUCCCUUGAAGCUGCGGAAGGGUUCAGGGAAUGCCCUGCCCAAGGCUCCCAGAAAAAUGACAAGCAAGGGCCCCAAGUGUCUGAUCCUCAAAGGCCCCAGGGCCGGGCCCCGACGAGGCACUGGGCCCCAGAGCAAGACCUGCAAAGCCGCUGGGUCGCUCAGUGGCCUGCAGGUGAAAGGGGGCUCUGCCUUGGGCACGAAAACAGCCCAGGCCAAGGCAGCUCGAACACUGGCCAAAGCUGCCCGUACCCAGGCCCGGGCUGCUCGAACACUGCCUAAGACUGCCUCAGCCAAGGUGGCUCAGACACAGACCAAGGCAGCCCAGGCCAAGGUGGCCAAGGCCCAGGCCAAAGCCAAGGUGGCACAGGCCAGGGCCAAGGCCAAGGUGGCGCGAAUCAAGGCCAAGGCUAAGGCGGCAAGGAUCAAGGCCAAAGCAGCGCGGGCCAAGGCCAAGGCAGCCCGGGUCAAGGCCAGGGUGGCACGGGCCAAGGCCAAGGCAAAGGUGGCGCGGGCCAAGGCCAAGGCAGUGCGGAUCAAAACCAAGGCCAGGGUGACUCAGACCCAGCCCAGGAGUAGAGGCAGGCCCAAGGGAUCUGUUCAGGCCCAGACUGCAAGGGAGGGCCAGAAAAGCUGCCCUGAGACUAUGGGACAGAAGAGAAAAAGGGCAGAGGAGGCAAAGGAGCUUUCUCCCCGGAAGAGAACACGGCUUGGGCCUCGAUCCCCUAAGGCGUGGCUAGAGUCUGGCACAGCAAAGCUGCUGAAAUUCUGGGCCAUCAAGGUGGACCGCCGGUCUUCGGAUGAUGAGGUGCGGCAGCGGGCUCAGCAGAUCCUCCAUGUGAACCUGUCCCCGGUGAUACAGCUCCAGCCGCUGCUGCCAUACUCAGCACCCUGACUCCUUCACACAGCAGUGUUUGGGGAGACUGAGCUCAGCUGCCU
This is a messenger RNA of Trichechus manatus latirostris (Florida manatee), 1673 nucleotides long. RefSeq names its product coiled-coil domain containing 71 (gene CCDC71). The coding region runs from base 115 to 1629 and encodes 504 amino acids. Lineage: Eukaryota; Metazoa; Chordata; Mammalia; Sirenia; Trichechidae. The transcript has 2 exons. The record is from RefSeq and is a predicted model, not a curated record.